AUGCUGCUUAUUUUCUACUUCUUCAUAAGCACAGUUUACAGCUUUGGCUACAACAGCUUAGGCAGUCUAUGGCCAUCUGGUCAGCUUGCUAUUUCAAACUCCUAUACUAAUGUAGGGCUCUAUGCCAACUAUACCAUAACUUUUACUCCUGAUACCAGAAUUCCAGCAGGAGGGAUAUUAUCAAUCACGUUUCCUGAACAAUACGAAGAUAAACUUGGGACACAAGGAAAUCCGACCUGUUCUCCAAAUAUCUGUACAAAUUUAGGAAAAACUAUCAGUAUUACUUUGCCGAAUGCAGUAUCAGCACAAAGCACUUAUUCUGUAACAAUCCAAAAUAUUUUAAAUCCACUAACAGUAGGAGGAACAGGGAGUUUUCAGGUUUCUAGUACUUAUCAAGGCGCAAUUUUAGACUGGAACUCUGCAUUUGGGGUUAUCGGGAUUUCUGAUGCAAAAACUACUUUAAAAGCUACAUCUGUUUCAGUCCUCUCUGGAUCUAGCAGUGUUGCAGGGGAUAUCACGAUUUAUUUAUUUACUUUUCAAUUCGACCAAAUAAUAGUCGCGGGAAGCGCUAUUCGCUUUACUUUUCCAGGAAAUGGGUUCUAUCUAGCUCCCUACCCUACUUGUACAUCAUACGCAACAGAAGGAAUGCCUAUUUCAGGGAGUUUAAAAUGUAUCACAACUGGUCGACAAGUAAUUCUAUCUGGGAUUUCUGCAGAUUUGCAGCCAAAUAUUUUAUAUUCAGUAAGAAUGACUGGGACGAACCCUAAAUGGAAAGUAAAUACAGGGACUUUUACUAUUGACGUAUUUAGAUUUCAGACUUUUACUUUAUACCAACAAGCCACGCUUAUUCCAGGGCUGUCAUAUACAUAAAAUGGCGUAUGGCGACCGACCCGUCCUCUCAGUGACGGUAACCCGUGUAUAUCCGGGCAUGGUUUUCUGAAGAAGCGACUAGCCCAGCAAUAUCUGGGCCCUGGUGGCGACCGGGGACAAACACAGACCCGCUGAUCGUGUCCAGAUCCUAGGGCAGCUAGGAGCGUCUUCUUUUUCCAGCAGCGCCCAAGCCAGUGUGGGUUCCCGAAAUGGACAGGGCGACUUACCUGCUCAAGCUGCUACUGUGGUCUGCCCCGAAUCGCGGAAGCGAUUGAGGAUUUUCUCAAGCGGAUAAGCUGGGAAAGGGGAGGCAGAUUAGACGACCAAGAAGGCGGUCUCUCCAGUUAAUAGGGCCCCAAAUUAAACGGGGCGAUCUGGCCAACCGGAGGCAAAGACUGGCGUAAUUCGGGGCGGAAGGCUGAGUUGGAAAUGGUGGUGCCAAUAGGGCAGCCCACUACCGAGAAACCAGGGGUUUCGGCCUGGGCUCAGAGAACCAGUGAUGGAAGUCCAUCCUUUUCGCUCGUGCCGGCACGGCUCCUUAAGGAGCGCGGAGGAAUGCCACGCAUGGAAGUAGGGACCUUAAACACAUAUCGCUUAAUUAUUAUUAUUAUUAUUAUUAUUAUUAUUAUUAUUAUUAUUAUUAUUAUUAUUAUUAUUAUUAUUAUUAUUAUUAUUAUUAUUAUUAUUAUUAUUAUUAUUAUUAUUAUUAUUAUUAUUAUUAUUAUUAUUAUUAUUAUAUUAUUAUUAUUAUUAUUAUUAUUAUUAUUAUUAUUAUUAUUUAUUAUUAUUAUUAUUAUUAUUAUUAUUAUUAUUAUUAUUAUUAUUAUUAUUAUUAUUAUUAUUAUUAUUAUUAUUAUUAUUAUUAUUAUUAUUAUUAUUAUUAUUAUUAUUAUUAUUAUUAUUAUUAUUAUUAUUAUUAUUAUUAUUAUUAUUAUUAUUAUUAUUAUUAUUAUUAUUAUUAUUAUUAUUAUUAUUAUUAUUAUUAUUAUUAUUAUUAUUAUUAUUAUUAUUAUUAUUAUUAUUAUUAUUAUUAUUAUUAUAUUAUUAUUAUUAUUAUUAUUAUUAUUAUUAUUAUUAUUAUUAUUAUUAUUAUUAUUCCAGGGCUGUCGAUUUCUGCAGGAAAUUUAUUAUCCCUUACUUUUGGGCCUGUGGAUUCCAGUUUAGUUAUAUCAAGAAAUAAAAUUUUAUUAUUUUCAGUCACUUUUACUACAAAAAAUCCUAUAGAAAAAGGUGGAUAUAUAAUAAUCGUAUUUCCUUGGAAUUUUGCUUUAUCUGGGAAUUAUAUAGCUGUAAUUGGAAGUGGGCUAAAAGACAUCAAUGCUACUAGUGAAGCCACGGUUUCCUAUGAUAUACCGACUACGACUCUUACUAUCUCGAAUUUCGAUGCUGUAGAUUCACAGACUCAGAUAAGUCUUUAUUUGCAAAUACAAUGCCCUUAUCUCUCAGGGAAAUCUUCAGCGUUAAAUAUUAAAUCAUAUAGAGCAGAUAAGAGUACUGUUAUUGAUCAAGACAUAACAAAUGCAUAUACCACAGUUUCUUCAUACUCAUCACCAUCAAUAAGUAUUUCUUUUCCAGGCUCCUCAAAAGCGACAGGCGCUUCUAUUACUAUAGAUUUCACUAUAACCCCAAAUAUCCAGAUCCCAGCUAAUGGGUAUAUAUUCCUAUUUAUUUAACCAGCUAAUCAUUUUUCUUUAUUUUUGUUAAAAAAUAAUAUUAUUCAAAAUGGCAUAACUUUUAAAAUCCCUGCUGCUUUUGGGACAACUGGCUUAGUCUGCAAACUAACUCCAUAUGCAGUUGGCCAAGACUAUGCGUCCUCAUGUACGCUGACUGGGAGUAUUUUGAAAGUCCAGUUGUUUUUAACGACUACAAAUUCGCCUGCAGGAAGUGGGGCUUUUCCAUUAGGUGUUCAAUCAAUUGUAUCAUUGACAUUGGUAUCUCCUACAGUUUCUGGGGACUAUUAUUUCGAUAUAAACACUUAUGAUACCUCUAAUACUCUUUUAGAGAGCGGAAAUACGAUAGCCACACUUACUGCGCCUACUUUUUCAUCGAUUUCUAUUACUCCUGUGCAUACAGCGAAUCAGUAUCCUACAAUUUUGAUUUUUACUAUGACUGCAGACUAUCAAAUUCCUGCAGGAAUUGUGGGGACUUCUUAUACUGAUAUUAGAGGAUAUAUAGAAAUCACUUUUCCAACCCAAAGCUCAGGGAACGCCCUAUUUCCACUUGAUUUAGGACUUGGCAUACAAGAAGGAAGCACUUUUCCAUGCAGAGGAAUUAGCAAUAUAGCAGGACAGUCCAGCCCAAGCUUAACCUGCACAUUGACAACAUUGCCUAGUGUCGCAUCUUCUGGCACACCAGUCAUAGUAACUGUGACAGGCUUCACUACAAUUGCUGCAGGUACUAGCUUUACCUUUCACAUUCCCAAUAUUUAUUAUACUAAAUUAUUCAAAUUUUCCAUUUUUCUGUAGAAAAGUUGUCUAUUCUCAAUUUGCUUUAAAGAUUAUACAUACAAACCACAAAUACAGCUAGCGUUAUAGUCACAUCUUAUAGUAAGCUUAAUAGAAUAAGAACUGAUAUCCAGUCUUCUUCUGUUUCUGUAUCAGCAGGAAGCACAGGGCCAGCAUCUUCAUCAACAGCUACGUCUCUUACUUUGAGUACUACACAGGUCCAAUCAUCUACAACACUUUCUUCAGCUUCUAUUACAAUUUCAAGUGGUGCUGGGUCAAAUCUGGGAUAAAAAAUAAUUUUUUAGCCAUCAUUUUAUUGAUCUUUUUGACAGAAAAUUUGUGUUUUCUAAAAAAUGACGAAAAAAAAUUAGUGGUGAUAGUAUGGGAAAAAGAGUUUUUUUUGCCCUAUAUGUCAAAUCCUUAUCUUCUAUUAGAAAUUAACCCAAUCCAUGACAGUGGCUACUGCAAUUAUAAUACUAUUUCUUGUUUAUAUGACGGAACUAGCUCUACUUGCUACUGUUACCCAGGCAUUGACUUAAUUUUGAUAUCCCUUUCAUCAUUAACAGCUGCAAGCCAUACUUUUAGCGUUUCUGGGCUUAUAAACCCAGAAUCAUCUGGGAUAACUGACGGUUUUAACCUAUACGCCGUCAAAGGAGCAGCUGUUCUGGAUGCCUAUACCUACAGCUCUAACAUCCCAGCCCUCACCCCAGGGGUAAUUACCGAUUUCCAAUGUAAAAUUGAUCAAAAUUACGCAGCGCUCUCCAAUAUCCGCUAUGAGUUUUCCUUUACCCUAAUCCACGAUAUCCCUACAAAUGGCUCAAUUUUGAUUACUAUGCCGUCUGGUUCUUAUUCUUUGCAUUAUUCCACCCCAAUCCCAUAUUGUUCAUCAAUUUUAUUCAGUCAGCAAGACUACACAUCCUCUUGUACCUGCACUCCAUAUGGAAAUACCGUCACAAUCAGCGGAAUUCCUAAUAUAAAAUCAGGCUCAUUUGUUGAUAUUUUUGUCCAAGGGAUAAAGAACCCAGGAUCUGUCGGGACAAUUGGCAAUUUUAAAUACCAAACCAAAAAUUCUAAUGGUGGAGUCAUAGAUGAGGCCACUACUGUUACAGGCCCUACCCUUACUAGUGUAUGAACUGUGCAGACUAUAAGUGAUUUAAAGAUGAUAAAUUACCCUAAUAACGCUGGUGCCACUGCUGAAUAUAUUUUUUCCUUUACGACGCUGACUUCUUUAGGAGCUGGAGGAUAUAUAGAAAUUGAGUUCCCAACAGCGCAGUUUGGGAUUUUGACGAAUCCUCCUGAUUGUAGAGCGACUGGGGCUACAUCAGCACUAAGUAGCUGUGAAGUGUAUGGAAAAUCGCUAUUAGGGACAAUAGGGGCUAAUAUAGGUGGGAUGAGCAAUUUUCAUAUUUUUGGGGUAAAAAAUUUCAAUGCAGGGAUUAGUGAUGAUUUUUCUAUAAAAGCUUAUUAUGAUGGGGUGCUAUUGCAACAGACCAGCGGAUCUGUCACAAUUUCUACUACAGCUGCAGCUUCGACUAUAUCGGUGUCAGCAAUCAAUUUUUAUCCAAAAAAUGAAGGACAAACAGCAACUUAUGAAUUUACUAUGAUACCAUCUGUAGAUAUUGAUUCAUCAGAAUAUAUUAUUAUAACUUUCCCACGAUCAUAUGACCACAGAAUAGGUGACAAUCUAGACUGCUGGGCAACAGGAAUUUCAGGCUUUAUCAAAUGUCAAGUAAUCCAAGCUUGGUCAAUUACUAUAUAUGACCAUGAUUAUUUUUCAGCUUGUUCUUCCUGCAGUUUUACUAUUUUUAUAUUUGGUGUUAUUAACCCAAAUUACAGUUAUACAGAUAACACUGGGGAUUUUUCAAUUGGGAUUAUUAGUUCUUAUACAUAUACCCAACUAAAUGAACAAGCUGGAGAACUUGAUAUAGAGCCUGCACCGCAUUAUUCGAAUAUUUUGUCAACGACUUUUAGCAAUACUUAUGCGAGGACUUCUAAUAAUAUUGCUUUUAAUAUAACGACUACUGGAAGUAUCCCAACUAGUAAAGAAAAAGGACAAGUCUGGGUGAAUUUUCCUACUGAUUAUGUAAUUGAUGGAUCUUCAAUUACAUGCACCACAAGCUCACAAUGGUCAAGUGGAAGCCCAACUUUUGUGAUUGACCAUAAUAUUGUAUGGUUAUAUGGCUAAUUAGCAGCUUUAUUUUAUAAUUAAUUAGUUUAAGAGCUAUUUAUUUGGAGAAGUGUAAAGAUUGAUGCAGACUCCUCGACAAGCUUAGCUGGAAAUUUGCUUAUAUAGCUCAUGGUCUGCUUGGAUCGCCCUGGGCCACACGUUGGCUCCUCCACCUAUAGAUUGGCAAGUGUCAGGAUAUUUUUGACUUAUCAACUCUACAGAUUAAGUAGCCUAGGGCGAUCCAAAGUAGGCCUGGGCUAUAACUCUCUCAAAUGUCCCGAAUCCUCUCUCCAAUAUAAAUGCCCAAUAUAUCAGUGUCCAAGUAUACGACGGCUACACCCGGAUUUUGACAAUGAGCUCAUUUAUUAACCUAAACCCUAACCGUGCUGUUUUUUCAUAUCCAGGACCACUAAUAACAGUAAACAGCAACAACCCAUUUGAAGUCCAAAGUGGAGCAAUGUCAGAUUUUAUCCCAAUCGCCCUUAGUUACCCAUGUGGUCUUAACUUAACUUUAAUUCCUUAUUCACAAGGCUUCACAUUUAUCCCUACUAGUAUUUCCUUAUCUACAGGUGACUCAAACCAGCAAUUCCGUGUCAGUGCUCCUCCAGGUACCAGAGAUAAAGAAUAUACAAUCCAAUGGACAAUUCUUGGAGACUAUUCCCCGCCUUAUUAUACUCCUAUACUAAAAUCUUUUUUUACAGUUACUCAAAACGUGACUUAUCCUAUCACAAUAGCUACGAUCCCACCUGUUCCAGCUGGAGGGCAUUCUUUGCCUAUAGAGAUUAAUAUAGGUGUGGCGCCUUAUAGUGAUGCCAGUAUUAUUUUAUCAGUUGGAACUCAAAAUUAUGGGAUAAAAAUCGUGCCUGACAAAAUAGAGUUUACUCAAGGCGCUUAUUUGGGGUAUUUUACUGUCUAUGUAAGCACUGAUACUAUUCUUGCGUGGUGUCCUAUAUAUUUGACGUUAAUUGGGACGAAUUCUAAAGUCUAUAGUUUGCAGUCAAACACUACGACUUUUAAUAUAUUUAGAGACGACUCAGAUUUGCCUGUAGUAAGUGGGGUUUCUAUACAAAAAUUCACAAGGACAUCAACAACUGCUAUGAUUACUACCAACAAAGUAUGCACAGUUUAUUACGCAUUUGCACUACAAGGGACUAUUACUCCUAAUUUCACAGAACUCAUACAAGCAGGGCCGCCUAGCUAUAAUACUACUCAGACUGUCUAUGGAAAAGUGUAUAUGUAUCAAAACAGUGCAGCUUAUAUAACAAUAUCAAGCUUAUUAGCCCAAACGAAAUAUAGAAAUUUCCCAUAGAUGUCGCUGUUUGCCCUUGAUUUGCCCACUGGGGAAAUUUUUUGGUUCGACCAGUACCAUAUGGUUUGGUCAAACCAAAAAAUUUUCCUCAUGGGCAAAUCAAGGGCAAACAGCGCCAUCUAUGGGAAAUUUCUAUAUACCCUUUUUUAUAUGGCGAAAGACUUGACUGAUAAAAAUAGCAAAAUUGUAGGAAGUUAUGACUUUGAAACAUUGUCAAGAUAUAAGCCAGCAACAGCCAAUUUGUGGUUCGCUCAGACUUAUUUGACGACUGUAGAGCUUUCACUAGCCCAAGAAGCUAUAGCACUAGUGCUAAGUUUGCAUCCUUGAAGAGUUGUAAUUAAUACUCAAAAUGAAACUACAAGAAGGCUUUCCUCAUCUUCUGAUACAGUAAGAACCGUUUUAAAUGUAUAUUUAUUAGAUCAUCCUGCUUAUGAUACUUAUGUUGAACCUGGAAGCAUGGUUUCUAUGCUUAAUUCCGCAGAAACUAAGCUUGGGGAGCUUUUGACUAAUUUUGACACCACCAGAUCUAUCACAGGGAACGCCCUUAAUAUUGCUGGCUGUCAAUUUAAACAAUCCCCAUCCUUAUUAGGUACAAACACCUACUCAAUAAUUUCUUUUUCAGCCAGUCUCUAUGACAGUGGCAUUAUUUUUGGAGUUGCCGUAGCAAGUGAUACAGACACAGGGACGCCUUUUUCUCAACAAAUUGUAGCUGGACAUGAUAGAGCAAAUAGGCCAGUUUUAAAUGCAAAAAGCACAGUAAGCGCAGGGGUGGUGACUAGUUUGACAUUCAAAGGGCUUGAAGCUGACACUCAUUAUAACGUGUAUAUCACUUGUGGAAAUUCAUUGCCAGGAUAUCCAGACUUAUUAGAUGACUCAAGUGUGGUGACACUUAAAUGGAAAACUGAUACGAAGCCUGCAAAUACAAUGCUGAAUUUAGAUGGAGGAGAAAUCUUGUGUGGAUUUUUAAUUUCAGUUAUAAUGACAUUGGUAUAA
This is a messenger RNA of Blepharisma stoltei, 7783 nucleotides long. The record is from the annotation of a GenBank genome assembly. Lineage: Eukaryota; Ciliophora; Heterotrichea; Heterotrichida; Blepharismidae.